AUGGGUGCAAAAAUUAAGAAUAACAAAGAAUCAGAUAACCCACGUACACAGGACAUUGGCGCAAUCCGUCUAUUGGUCACGGUGAAAGAAAUUAAAAUCCCCGUACCAUGGGGCCACGUUGCUGGGAAAUUAUGGGGAGACGCGGAUAGACGCAGACCAAUACUUGCACUGCAUGGCUGGCAAGACAACGCUGGCACUUGGGAUACCCUGGCACCAAUGAUUUGUGAUAAAAUUCCAAUAUUAGCAAUCGACUUCCCUGGACAUGGACUGUCGUCGUGGCAUGCGCCUGGUAUCCAAUAUUAUCCAUGGGAGACCGUUCGAUUAAUACUAUAUAUAAAAAAAUACUACCAAUGGGAUAAAGUGACUGUUCUAGGUCAUUCUAUGGGAUCAAUAGUUGCGACACGAUAUGCCUGCCUAUUUCCAAAUGAUUUAGAUUACUUGAUUGCAUUAGAUUGUCUUUUCCCUGAGGAAUAUAAUAUCAAACAAUUCGUAGAAAAUUACCCAAGGAUUAUUAGUAAACUUCAUCAUCUACUAGAGAAACCAUACUCCGAACCACCUUUGUAUACAUACAACGACAUCAUACAUAAAUGGCAUGAAGGCUCGAAUAAAUCUAUUUCGUUGGAAAGCGUCAAGGUCCUUGCGAAGCGAGGUAUUCAAAAAUCUUUAAAUGAUCCUGAAAAAUAUCAUUUCAGUAAGGACGGUCGUAUAUCAUACGCAUAUUACGACUUCGAGGAUAAAUAUUUUUUAGAGGCGUUCACAAUGCGUUUGAAAUGUCCAAUCCUAUUCUUAAAAGCAAUUCAUUCCCCAUUCUCAACGAGCAAAACAUUUGCAAGAUUAGAAAAAACUAUAGAAGAAAACAAUCCCAAUUUCGAAAAACAUUUGAUCCCGGGUACACAUCACGUACAUUUGAAUAAUCCAGAUAUAGUAAUCCCGCACAUCGAAAAUGUUUUACGAAAAUAUAAACUGAUAUAA
Zerene cesonia (dogface butterfly) is the source of this 972-nucleotide messenger RNA. RefSeq names its product probable serine hydrolase. The transcript has 3 exons. NCBI's taxonomy places the organism in Eukaryota, Metazoa, Arthropoda, Insecta, Lepidoptera, Pieridae. The record is from RefSeq and is a predicted model, not a curated record. Bases 1 to 972 code for a protein of 323 amino acids.